This is a messenger RNA of Betta splendens (Siamese fighting fish), 4695 nucleotides long. RefSeq names its product titin homolog. Lineage: Eukaryota; Metazoa; Chordata; Actinopteri; Anabantiformes; Osphronemidae. The transcript is spliced from 2 exons. The coding region runs from base 2729 to 4072 and encodes 447 amino acids. The record is from RefSeq and is a predicted model, not a curated record.
UACACUUUCAAAGAAGUGCAACAAAGUGUGGUUUAAGAGUCGGUGUGAUGUCAUAGGAACUGAGAGAUAGAGGAAAGCGCUGUGCGCGUGUGGUGCGCGCGGCCAGGUGGUGCCGUUGGAUUAGUGUCAUGCACGUAAUGCACGAGCGCUUUGUCGUCACGGUUCAACGUUUCGGCGACGAAAUAAACGCUGGGAGUCUCGCCGAGGCGCAGCCCACGUCACACGUUGAACUGAGCGCCAGCGGAGCCGUGUCCGUGAAAAGUUCCAUUCAGUUCCAGAUGUUGCGUGUCAUCGCCUCCCCCCCUCCCCCCAUCUCCCCCCGCGUUGCUGAGUCUCCAGCCUUCCAGAUCAUUCCUCUUCAGCAGUUCUCGCUUCCUCUUCUUCAUUCAGACCCGAUUGGCUGCAUAACACUUGUUGGCAGUCUAGUGACCCAAAAAAGUACAAAAGUAGCAAAGUUUGGGUUAAACUUUGAUCGGAGGAGGAUCUGUGCUUCUGAAUAAAUCCAGUCUGUGAGUGCCUUUUAAACAUUCCAGAUGUGUGUAAUUAUACACAUGUGGAUUGAGUUCGGAUCGCGUUUGUGUGGUUGUUUUGAUCUACAGCACAUGUCUAUGGGCAGGAGAACUGGAAUAUAACUGAAAUGCAGAAUGUGAGCUUCCAUCUGUCCACCUGACGGUGCAGUUAUGAGCAUGACAGGCUCAGACGAUCCCUAGGACAGAGGCAACGCAGACAAAAUGCCCAGCGGGGGGUCUGCAGGACAUGCAAGAUGGAUAUUAUCCGUCCAUAAAUCUCUGAUGUUCACCCCUCAGCUCACUCGUACGCGUUAGACAUUGGGCUGCUGCUGGAAUGCGAGCAAUCCCCAACGUAUACGCUCCAUAAAUCUCCUUUUCUCCACGGCUGCUCAUUCAGAACCCCGCAGCAGCCAUAAAGAGAGGGGGGAGAAGCUAGACAGGUCCGCAGAGGGCGAAGCGAUAGAUCGGUGAGCCGCUCACAUGCAGGUGUCGGGGUGGCACCGCCGUGUGACCACUUCACAGACAGACGAGAACCAACAGCCGCAGCGUGCCGACUGUCACAAGGUCCAUCGCUGCUCCGGCUAUUAACACAUUCUUUCCCUCGCUCGCUCGCUCACUCUGUCUCUCCCUCUCCUCUCUCUGAGAUUUGUUAUGACAAUGCAGACAGCAGACAAAUGCCUUGCUUCCCCUUCUCAGCCUCUAUUGUGUGUCUCUGUUCUCCUCUGUCCACGUCUGGCGUGAGUGAUGUAUAGCUUUGCUCCAGUACUGCCCAGAUCCUAGGGGAAACAUCUAAACUGAUAUUAUAAAAUGUGUUUUUUGGACACAAGUUUUAAAAAUCAGUAUAGAUAGUAUUAUAUUGUAAAAAAGUAUAAUUAAAAAGGUGGACCCAGCAAAUGUUAGGCAUGUGUGCUUUGUAAAUGACAAACAACUGUUUGUUUUUAAAUUUUUACUAUUGAUUAAUCAUAUUUGUAUGUAUUGACUGUAUGAACAUGUUCUAACUACAUAUCAUUUAUUGUACAACCUGUAACAUUCUGAAAGAAUACUGUGCCAGGAUACAAACCCAUCAGACAUGUAUGUAAAGAAUGUAGGAUCACUUUGAUUCUGACUCUGUCUCAUACCAGUGGGUUUCGUUUACUUUAAUUUAAAAUCGGAAUAUCUACAUUUUAUAUAAACAUAUAUUCAUAUACAACACACAGUGGAAGCUUUGGGUUUCCUGCUUCUGUAGAGAGAUGAGCUCACUGCAGUGAUGAAUGAAGCAGAGCAGAAACCGGGGCUUCUGCAGUGAGACAGUUGUUUGAGUGGCAGCAUAAUAACUCCUGUAUUCAUAAAUAAGGCAAUAUCAAACACAGGGUGUAAAUGACCACAAAGGUAAUGUCAGUUACUCGUUGUGGGCGUGGCUCAAUUGAAGCAGCCUCACCCCAGACCAUGUGCCGAGCAUGGAGAUUUACGGCACUCACUGCCUUCAGGUUUCUUCAAGUUUAAUCUCAGAUGCCGUGUGUGUGUCAGUCAAGCUAGCGAUGCUAAGAUCGAAGACUUCAACACGUUUUCUAAUUAUUGCACCCUUGGUAAGCGGAGCGAGUUUUCACGGUGCUUGAAGGAUGCUCAAGUGUUGCUGGACAAACUUCUGUGGAUGACACCAGCAAAUAAACUCACCGCACCCGUUAGAGACUCUCCUGUGAAUUUUUUUUGAUACCAAGGGCAGCUACAGUGAAAACUCGACGCUACAUCUGAGCUAUCCACCUGUCUUCUACGAGCAGCUUCAUCUGCCAUGGAAGCAAGAUUCUACAACAUGCUGCGUGGAUGCUACAGCUGCAGUGAGAAACUUUGGCACACUUGUGUAUAAAGCAACGCAGAAAAACACAAGAUAAGAACAUUUACACCUGCUCAUUUCAGUAAGGCAAUCCAAAGUAAGUUAUACAAGUAAUGAGUAUCAGGAUUAAAGCCUAAAUAAUUUCAGUCUUGCAAAGUAAUAGUGUAUCUUAGAUCAGCAACAUCCUAUUAGAUCCAAAGGUCUGAGGCCCAAACGUCUGUUAUUUUUAUUUGUGAGCUUACACUGUGUGUGAUUGCUAAUCUUGGGUGUCCAUUAAGUGUAAAUGUCUGAUGUGAGUGAUGUGACAUAGUGUUAACAAUAAGUUAAAACCAUCUCUCAACUACUUUGAGUCCAGACAUAAAACACUCAAGUUUUAUAAUUAACCUCGCAGUGCAGACGUACAAACAAAAUGUUAACGCCUGUGGAAACAGACAAACUCCUGGAAGCGCAACAGGUCAGGUCCAGCUCUCGUGAGCGACGCUUAACAGAGAAGGGUCAGGAGAUGCAUGAACAGGAAGCAAGGAAAACUGAAAAGGCAUUCAAUAAGGCAUAUGACUCUUGGAAGCAAACAGCAAAAGAGAUUAGAGUCAGACUGAAGAGUUAUUGCUCACUAGAAGACCUUGGUAAAAGCCAAAGAGACAUUAAGGCUGGACAUGCCAUUGUACAGAAGCAUUAUGAGACAAUUCUACGUAACCACACCUCUGCUCCAGACAUUGUCAAGAGAAUGGAUGCAUGUGUCACUCUGACAGCUGAGACUUGUGAACUUGUCAGUAAGCGACUAGAGAGUAUAGAUGAAGCCUUCAAUGAUCAACUUGAAAAGGAAAGAGUGAGGAUGGUUUUAAAUAAAGAAGAGUAUGGAUCUGUUUUUGGCAACACAAAUACAGAAACAGUAAUUUCAGAGUCGGCACGAGGCUCAGACAGUGACUCAAACAUCACCUCCAGGUCCUCCACCAAACGUGCAGACGCAGAAGCAGACCUUGCAGCCAAAUUAGAACAGGCAAAGGCUGUGCAACGAAUACAAGCCCAACAAGCCAAGUUAAAUAAAAUGGAAAGUGAAUGGAAACUUAAAGAAUCACAAAUGCUAUCUGAAAUUAGGCAAAGGGAGGCAGAAAUGAAAUCAAAACUUGAAGAUGAGCAACUAAGGUUACAACAAAUGCAAGCAGAAAAUGAGGUCAAGGUAGCAGCAGCAAGAGUAAGAGUAUACAACAUUUUUGAUAGUGUUGAGAAUAACGAAGAAGAGUCUGACUACAAAAUACUACCUAGUUGCCAAAAUGUUAAAAUAGAGACCCCACUAAACCCACAAGCUGCAGAAUUUCAGCGUCAGCAUGCAACAUUGGAAGCCCAAUCAACUCAGGAUGCAGUCAGCUUGGCCCAGGCAAUUGCAAGCUCACUCACCUUAAACCGUCUGCCUGUUCCAGAACCCACAGUCUUCACUGGGGACCCUUUAAAGUUUUUAGAUUGGAAGUUAUCCUUCACGACUCUCAUUGACCAGAAGCCUUUGCCAGUUAGUGAAAAAAUGCUUUAUUUAAAAAGUUAUCUUGCAGGUGAAGCACAAAAGGCUGUGAAGGGAUUUUUCUACCGAAACACAGAAGAUGCAUAUAAUGGUGCCUGGACAGUCCUGCAAGACAGGUAUGGAAGUCCAUUCAUUAUCCAAAGGGCCUUUAGAGACAAGCUCACAAAGUGGCCCAAAAUAGCGGCAAAUGACCCCCCUUGCACUCAGGGAUUUUGCAGACUUCCUCCAAGGCUGUGCUGAGGCUAUACCCCAUGUUAAGGGUCUGGCCAUCCUAAAUGAUUGUGAGGAAAAUCACAAACUCCUCAGAAAACUGCCAGAGUGGUUGGUCUACAGAUGGAGCCGAAUCAUCGUGGAGGAAUUAGACAAACAGGGAGAUUAUCCAAGCUUUGCACGGUUUACAGAGUUCAUGCAGAGAGAAGCACGGAUAGCUUGUAACCCUAUUGCUUCCCCAUUCUUGAUGAACACUAGAACUACAGAUGAGAGAGUUCCAAAGAGAGCCAAAGCACUCAGAACAAGUGUUCAACUGGGAAAUUCCACCUCUAAGUUACCAGGACCCUCAAACUCGAGGUCAAAACCACCCUGCUCAGUCUGCAAGGAUGAAACACAUGGUGUUGCUAAGUGCCCUACAUUUGCAGCAAGGACUACGGAUGAAAAGAGAAUUUUCAUUCACGAAAAUCACCUUUGCUUUGGGUGUUUAAGGAAGGGACACAACACCAAGGACUGUAAAAGGCGACACACCUGCAACACGUGCGGUCGACGUCACCCAACAUGCUUGCACAGAGAAAACAAUGGGCCUGUAGAACCAAUAAGUAGCAGUUCUGUUGUUGCAAGAGAUAAUUCAAGCAAAGAGAUUCACAAGGUUA